Molecule: messenger RNA, 861 nt
Organism: Trichobilharzia regenti
Lineage: Eukaryota; Metazoa; Platyhelminthes; Trematoda; Strigeidida; Schistosomatidae
Source: the annotation of a GenBank genome assembly
GCACGCGUCUUCGUAGAAAGAUGGAUUGCUAACUUUGGAUGCCCAUCUUCCAUAACAACUGAUCGCGGGCGGCAAUUCGAAAGUGGCUUAUUCUUUGCCCUGACUAAAAUAUUAGGUUGCAUGCGAUUUCGAACAACAGCCUACCAUCCUCAAGCUAAUGGUAUGGUAGAACGUCUACACAGACAGCUGAAAGCUGGUCUGUCAGCUGCAAACACCACCCAUUGGACUGAAUCCCUGCCGUUAGUUCUCCUAGGGAUACGAAACGCCUUGAAAACCGAUGCUGGUUGUACUAGCGCCGAGCUAGUAUAUGGCACGACACUGCGACUGCCUGGUGAAUUUGUUUCUCCCUCGAGCUUCCCACCAGUGGUAGAUCACGCUUCAUACGUCAGCAGGCUUACAAACGCAAUGCGUUCAGUUAAACCUGCUCCCCUUCGUCCACAGUCCAUUGAUGUUUUCGUUCAUCCGUGUUUGAAAACUUCUUCACAUGUAUUUGUUCGUCGCGACUCUGUGCGCAGACCCCUGGAACCCCCAUAUGACGGACCUUAUAAGGUUAUUAAACGUUCUGAUAAAUUCUUUGUCUUGGACAAAAACGGCCGCGAGGACACCGUCAGCAUUGACCGUCUGAAACCGGCUUACUUGGAGGGUAAUCCUAUUAGCAUAGAGCUGAACGUACCCCAAAAUCCACAAGUAACAGAAGAUCGUGUAGACAUCGAUGAAGUCGCUAGCACAGCGACAGCUACCGAACCUUCUAUCGAGCCCCCAAGAAAACCCGUUCUGGACGCACCGUAAGGUUCCCAGAAUAUCUGCACACUUAUUUGACUUAACGAAUUCGUGUGAUUCACGCAACUCACUCGUUUGUGG